This is a messenger RNA of Fraxinus pennsylvanica, 1524 nucleotides long. The record is from the annotation of a GenBank genome assembly. Lineage: Eukaryota; Viridiplantae; Streptophyta; Magnoliopsida; Lamiales; Oleaceae.
AUGAUGGCAUAUCAUCAGUUGGCUUGUGUUAGAUUCCUCAGAAAAGAAUAUAAUGAAGCAGAAAAUCUGUUUGAGGCCGCUUUCAAUGAGGGCCAUGUUUAUUCUCUCGUUGGCUUGGCGAGAUUAAGUAACAUCGAGGGUCAUAAAAAUUGGUCUUAUGAAAGACUGAGCUCUAUCAUUUCCUCUUAUUCGCCAAUUGGAUGGAUGUAUCAAGAGAGGUCAUUAUACUGCGAGGGUGAUAAGAAGUGCAGUGACCUUGAGAAAGCGACUCAGCUGGAUCCAACUUUGACAUAUCCCUACAUGUUCCGAGCUGCGUCGUUGAUGAGGAAAAAUGAUUUUCAAGGAGCCCUUGCUGCAAUUAACUGUGUUCUUAGAUUUAAACUAGCACUGGAGUGCUUGGAACUACGUUUUUGUUUCUAUCUCGCACUCGAAGACUAUCAAUCAGCGACAUGUGAUGUCCAGGCAAUUCUUACACUUUAUCCAGAUUACCGGAUGUUUGAUGGACGGGUUGCAGCAUCUAAACUUCAUACUCUUGUGCGCGAGCAUGCUGAGAAUUGGACGACAGCCGAUUGUUGGCUGCAGCUAUAUGAAAGAUGGUCUUCAGUUGACGAUAUUGGGUCGUUGUCUGUAAUAUAUCAGAUGCUCGAGUCUGAUGCAACCAAGGGGGUGCUAUACUUCAGACAGUCUUUACUUCUGCUCAGAUUAAAUUGUUCUGAAGCUGCUAUGCGAAGUUUACAGCUGGCUUGCCGUCAUGCAUCAAGUGAACAUGAACGGUUAGUUUACGAGGGAUGGAUCUUAUAUGAUACUAGUCACUGUGAAGAAGGGUUACAGAAGGCCCAUGAGUCUAUUAGUCUCCAGAGAUCCUUCGAGGCUUUUUUUCUAAAUGCCUAUGCAUUAGCUGACUCUGCUCUAGAUCCUUCUUGUUCAUCCACUAUCAGGUCACUUCUUGAAGAAGCUUUGAAGUGCCGAUCAGAUAGGCUUCGUAAAGGCCAGGCCCUAAAUAAUCUUGGAAGUGUCUAUGUUGAUUGUGGUAAGCUAGAUGCUGCAGCUGAUUGCUACAUCAAUGCCCUUAAAAUUCGUCAUACUCGGGCCCAUCAGGGCCUUGCUCGUGUUCAUUUCCUGAGAAAUGAUAAAAAUGCUGCAUAUGCUGAGAUGACAAAACUGAUUGAGAAAGCACCAUAUUGUGCAUUUGCUUAUGAGAAGAGGUCUGAGUACUGUGAACGCGAACUCAUGAAGGCAGAUCUAGAGAUGGUCACUAGCCUAGAUCCUCUACGGGUCUACCCCUACAGAUUUCGAGCAGCAGUGUUGAUGGACAACAGUAAACCGAAGGAUGCCAUUGCAGAACUAUCGAGAGCUAUUUCAUUUAAAGCAGAUCUUCACCUUCUUCACCUCCGUGCUGCAUUUCACGAGCACGUUGGUGAUGUUAUGGGUGCCCUGCGAGACUGUCGAGCUGCUCUCUCAGUUGAUCCAAGCCACCAAGAAAUGCUGGAACUUCACAGCCGUGUCAACUGCCAAGAACCUUAA